This is a messenger RNA of Rotaria sp. Silwood2, 583 nucleotides long. NCBI's taxonomy places the organism in Eukaryota, Metazoa, Rotifera, Eurotatoria, Philodinida, Philodinidae. The record is from the annotation of a GenBank genome assembly.
AUGGGGAACAUAUUAGAGUCAUUAAAAAAAUCCGUAUUUCGUCGUCGUGAAGCAAACCACGUUAAUUCUCGUUCCGAACCGGAUAAUCCGGAGCGUCUUCCUGUGGAACAAUUAACGACAAUUGAAGAUGCUGCACAAGAACCUAAUCCACUACCAAUAUUAACAACAACAAUACACACAGUGGCUUCAUCAAACGUAUGUAGUGCUUUUUAUUUGGCAUGUCGUCGCGACAAUUUUGAAGAAGUGCAAAAGUUACUUGAAACCAUGACACUUGAGGAUGUAGAUCGAAUAGAACCAAAUGGUAGCACGGCAUUGCAUACUGCAUGUUACCAUGGUCAUCAUAACAUCGUAAAGUUGUUGUUGGAAGUAGGAGCUAACAGAGCAAUACCGAAUAAUUAUAAUUGUUUACCAUAUGAUGAAGCGAAGAAUGAUGAGAUCAAAGAACUUUUUCUUCGUAUACCGAAUAGUGAUCGACUUGUAUCGAACACUGGUGCUAUUGAAUGGGAAUUAAUUGAUAAUGAUGCUUUGGAAAAAGCAGUGGAAGAACGACAUUUUAUUAAAUCAUUGUAUGAUAACACUACGA